Microthlaspi erraticum is the source of this 468-nucleotide messenger RNA. The record is from the annotation of a GenBank genome assembly. Lineage: Eukaryota; Viridiplantae; Streptophyta; Magnoliopsida; Brassicales; Brassicaceae.
AUGGCCGGCUCCGGUAAAUCUCAAAAGGGUCGUGGCGGUAUAAGCGACGGGAUGGGGUCGUCGUAUGGAAGAGCUUCAUCUCACAGCUCAAACAGUACUACCCCGACUUCAAAUCGCCGGCCCCUUCCUAUUCAAUACGCUCACAGUCAGAGCCCUAUUCUGGAGACAAUCCCACCGCGUGGCUCAACUCUUGCUCCACAGCAGUCGCCGCGUGGCUCGGCUUCACACCCACAGCCAAUCCGUCCCCAACCGCUUCGUCCACCGCCGUACGUUCCACCACAGUGGACUCCACCGCCUGUCGGUCUAGAGACAGACGCUGAACCAACGGGGCACCAAUUCCCGGAACAGCCUCAACCACCACCUCAUCAAGAUCUACCGAUGAGUAUCCAUGACUUGCUGCGAACACCAGGUCGUGCAGAUUAUUUACCCAUCUUGGACCCUCUUCCAACCGCAACCACAAUAUGGUAA